Messenger RNA from Haliotis rubra (blacklip abalone), 624 nucleotides. Its product is annotated as high-affinity choline transporter 1-like. The record is from RefSeq and is a predicted model, not a curated record. Lineage: Eukaryota; Metazoa; Mollusca; Gastropoda; Lepetellida; Haliotidae. The coding region runs from base 1 to 624 and encodes 207 amino acids. Gene Ontology annotation, molecular function: choline:sodium symporter activity. Gene Ontology annotation, cellular component: plasma membrane. Gene Ontology annotation, biological process: choline transport; transmembrane transport; acetylcholine biosynthetic process. The transcript is spliced from 4 exons.
AUGGCUGUCAACAUUGCUGGGUUAAUCUCUGUCCUGGUGUUCUAUAUUCUCAUCCUCGUCAUUGGCAUCUACGCCGGAAGGAAGAGCAGCAAGUCAAAGAGUCUAACAGAGAUCUUCCUGGCAGACAGAAAGAUGGGCACCGUUGUGUCCCUGUUCACUAUCACAGGUGGCUACUUCUUUUGCCCAAAGAUGAGACGUGCCAACUACGUGACCAUGUUCGACCCCUUCCAGGACAGAUACGGCACACGUGUCGGUGCACUCAUGUGCAUCCCCCAGUUCCUUGCGGAUCUCUUUUGGGCGGCAGCCAUUCUCUCGGCCCUAGGAUCCACCGUACAUAUCAUCCUGGACAUGGACAAGACGCUGUCCAUCGUCAUGUCUGCAGUCAUCGCCGUCCUGUACACCUUCCUGGGUGGACUCUGGUCAGUCGCUUGGACGGACGUUGUUCAGCUCAUCUGCCUGGCCGUGGGUCUGGCAAUAGCUGCUCCAUUCGCCCUGAUGCAUCCGGCGGUUGACCUCACCAGUAUUCAAGACACAUGGCAAGGGGAGAUAACUCCUGGACAGAUAGGAAUUUUCAUUGACGUCUACUGUCUCAUCGUCCUAGGAGGUACAACGUGGCAGGUCUGA